CAAAUUCAGCUAAUUAAUUGAGAUUUUUUCAAUACGUGCACAAUGGAAAUGGAGCUAACUAAUAUUCUUGUUGGUGCUCUAUUUCUUGUUUUGCCAUUACUUGUCAGUAAAUGGUAUAAAGAGUAUAAUGAUAGUAGUAAGAGAAAAUUGCCUCCAGGCCCUUGGAAGUUCCCAUUCAUAGGAAGCUUACACCAUCUUGUAGACAGGCAAUCAUCUGAGUUUCUACCUCAUCGUACUCUUGCUAAAUUAGCCUCAAAACAUGGACCACUAAUGCACAUGAAACUCGGUGAACGUUCAGCCAUUGUUGUGUCGUCGCCUCAAAUGGUUAGAGAAGUGAUGAGAAAACAUGAUCUCAACUUCUCUAAUCGACCGGUCCUUUUAAUUGGAACGGAAAUGUUCUAUGGCCAAGCUGACAUGGGAUUUUGUAACUAUGGUGAUUUCUGGAGUCAAAUGCGCAAAAUUUGUAAUCAGGAACUCCUUAGUCAUAAAAGUAUCCAGUCAUUUUAUCCGAAGAUGCUUAAUGAGACAACCAAUCUUGUUAGCUCAAUUAAAAAUUAUGCUUCUGGUGGCAGUCCAAUCAACAUGACCGAAGUGUUGUCUUUGUACACGAAUACAAUCAUUUGCAAAGCAACUGUAGGCAGGGCUUGUAAAAAUCAGGACUCUUUGGUUGACAUCAUGAGAGCAGUGGCUGGUUCAGCUGGAGUGUUUGAUCUCGGGGAUCUUUUCCCCUCGGCGAAGAUGAUUCAUUUCAUCAGUGGAUUAAAAUACAAACUGCGUAAAAUGCAUGACGAGGUUGAUGUCCUUUUAGAAGAAAUUAUCAAUGAACAUGAAUUGCAGAAUAGUGAUCAGACCACAGAAGAAGAUAUAGUUGAUGUUCUCCUAAGGCUUCAAAAGAGCCAAGAUUUUUCUAUUCCUAUCACAUGGGAUAAUAUCAAGGCUAUAAUCAGUGACUUGUUUGCAGGAGGAUCGACGACUUCAGCAUCAACAAUGGAAUGGGCUUUCUCAGAACUAAUGUUAAAUCCGAAAAUAAUGAAGAAAGCACAGGAUGAAGUUAGAGAAGUACUCAAAGGAAAGGAGAACGGAAUCGACCAAACUGAUAUUCAGAAACUUAAAUACCUAAAAAUGGUAGUCAAGGAGACUAUGAGGUUUCACCCCUUAACUCCCUUAUUAGCUCCAAGAGAAUCCAGGGAAGAGUGUGAGAUUAAUGGCUAUAUUAUACCCAAAGGCACAAUGGCCAUUGUCAAUUUUUGGGCAAUUUCAAGGGAUCCAAACUAUUGGAAAAAUCCUGAAAUAUUUGAUCCGGAGAGAUUUAACGAGAGUCAUGUUGAUUUUACUGGAGCUCAUUUUGAGUUUACUGCGUUCGGCACCGGAAGGAGAAUGUGUCCAGGAUCAUCAUUUGCAAUGGCUACUGUUGAGCUUACUAUCGCACUGUUACUAUACCAUUUUGAUUGGAAGCUUCCGAAUGGACAUCAACUUGACAUGACUGAGAAAUUUAGCAGUACUCUUGAAAGGAAAAACAAUUUGUUCUUGAUUCCAUUACCCCAUGAGAUCGAGUCCUAAAUAAUCUGAUUUUCUUUUAAUUAAUAUUUUGUUUUACUUGUGACAAUGAUAAAGUUGUACUAUCUAAAUUCCCUUGUUUUUUCCUAAUACAUAUCUAAUAGAAGAGUCCUAGUUUCUCUUCUUUUGUGCUACAUACAUGUAAUAGAUGAUAUUCAAGUGUUAUAUCUUCCUAAUAUAUACAAAGGACACUUUAAUCUCUUUAGUU
Messenger RNA from Capsicum annuum, 1765 nucleotides. RefSeq names its product premnaspirodiene oxygenase-like. Lineage: Eukaryota; Viridiplantae; Streptophyta; Magnoliopsida; Solanales; Solanaceae. Gene Ontology annotation, molecular function: heme binding; iron ion binding; oxidoreductase activity, acting on paired donors, with incorporation or reduction of molecular oxygen. The record is from RefSeq and is a predicted model, not a curated record. Bases 43 to 1560 code for a protein of 505 amino acids. The transcript is spliced from 2 exons.